Molecule: messenger RNA, 5613 nt
Organism: Sphaeramia orbicularis (orbiculate cardinalfish)
Lineage: Eukaryota; Metazoa; Chordata; Actinopteri; Kurtiformes; Apogonidae
Product: NACHT, LRR and PYD domains-containing protein 12-like
Exons: 11
Coding region: 762-4445 (1227 amino acids)
Molecular function (GO): protein binding
Source: RefSeq, a predicted model, not a curated record
AAAACAUUAAACACAAUUGCUAGUGUAGUUUUUCUUGUUCCAACUUUUUAGUAUAGUAUGAGCAAUAUUAUUAACUGUAAUUUAUUACAGUUGUUUCAGUUAAAAUACACACAGUAUUUGGCUUUUAUUUUGAUUCACUGAUUGAUAGAUAAAGUGUAACUGGGACUCAGUAUGUAAUCACUGAUUAUGGUUACUGAUGUGUAUAAAUGGAAAUAAAAAGAAAAGUGUCUGAAAACAUACAUUUAUCCAACUUUAUGGGCAACAGUGUAGUUAAUGUCUUCUCCAUGCUGACUUUUACACUUUUAGAUAACGGUGUGUUACAUAACAGAACCAUUUAGGUGAUUCUGCCAACUGAUAUUUAUAGUAAAUUUGAUACUUCCUCAUUUAAUCCUCAAACAAGUAAAACAAGAGUCUCACUGUAAAUGUGACAAAGCUUGACAAACAACAUUACAGUUUAAAGUAAUGCAUUUCUUAAGUUGCCUCAAUAACUUGCUCAUCUCAACUGGCUCAUCCUGUUUCACAUAUGUUAUGCAAACAAACACUUGUUGAGGAAAGCUGAUAACAGGGGCUGGAACAAUACAUUUACUGUAACACAGGGUAGUUGAAUAUGGGCAGAGCCAAUACGGACAGCAGGAAAUGACGGCAGCUAAGCCAUCUCAUGCUAAAUGCACACAAAGUGAAACUGUUUAGAGCAUUCAACCUUAGCCCCUGCCAGGAGAGAGACAAACAGGGGAGACUGAAGACACAACAAGAGACCAAAUAUGUCGUCUGUCCCGGUCCUCCUCUUGGAAACUCUGGAAGAUCUGGAUAAUGAACAACUGGCAAAAUUUCACUUUUUUCUUUACAGCAAAGUUCUUGAUGGAUUCACCCACAUUCCCAAGGCUCAUUUACAGGAGGCAGACAGACCACGCACUGUGAAUCUUUUGGUGCAAACGUAUAGCGAUGAUGCUAUUUCUGUCACAGUGGAUGUACUAAUGAAAAUGAAACUCAAACAUUCAGCUGAAACCCUAAAGAAGAAUUAUAAUGAAGCACCAACCAGUCAAGGAAGCAAAGAAAUUGACCACCAUGCAAUUCAAGAAAAACUCAAAUUCACACUGUUGAAAAAGUGCCAAAAUGUUUAUGAGGGGAAUACAGAUGAAGGGGACAUUGUCCACCUGAAAAAAAUCUACACUGAGUUGCAUGUGAUCGAGGAGGCCUGGGGAGGCUUCAGUGAGGAACAUGAGGUCAGCCAGCUUAGGCCCAUGCAUGGGACACCAGAGCAAACCGCCAUUGAAGCUAGAGACAUUUUCAAGCCCAGACCCCAUCAAGCAAAGCAAAUCAGAACAGUGCUUACCCUGGGUAUAGCUGGAGUGGGUAAAACUGUCUGUGCACAGAGGUAUACCCUGAGCUGGGCAGAAGGGCAAGAAAAUCAGGACAUCAAGUUUCUCUUCCCUAUACCUUUCCGUGAAUUGAAUCCUAACAUAGGUGACAAGGACUGCAGCCUAAUGCAGCUGCUCCAUCAGUUCUUUCCGGAGAUGAAACAAGUACAGACACUAGGAACAGAAAGCAAAGUCCUGUUCAUCUUCGACGGCCUGGAUGAGACUCUCCUCCCUCUGGACUUCAAGCACAACAAGGUCUUGAGAGAUGAGACCGAGCCGGCUCCGUUGGAUGUACUCAUCACAAACCUUUUGACAGGAAAUCUGCUUGGCAACGCUCUGAUCUGGAUCACUUCCCGCCCUGCAGCAGCCAACCGUAUUCAUCGCAAGUACAUCCAUCAAUGGACCGAGGUGAAAGGCUUCACAAAUGAACAGAGGGAGGAAUACUUCAGGAGGCGUUUGUGUGAUGACAACCUCACUACCAAGAUCAUCAACCAUGUGAACUCAUCAAGAAGCCUCAACAGUAUGUGCCAAAUACCAGUUUUCUGUUGGAUAACAUUCACUAUAGUGACAAAAAUGCUGCAUGACAAUGUGACGGGAGGCAUGCCGAACACCCUGACUGAGAUGUACGUGUACCUCCUUCUUUGCCAGACUGACAGAAUGAGAGACGGAGACUAUCCAAUGGAAAGCAACAACAUUGUGUUGAAGCUUGCAGAGUUGGCAUUUCGUCAGCUAGAGAAGGGUAAACUGAUCUUCUAUGAAGCUGAUCUGAAAGAGUGUGGUAUGGAUGUGAAGGAGGCCACCAUCUACUCAGGGGUGUGCACGCAAGAGAGCCGAAGAGGAAGACAGAUAUUUAGUUUUGUACAUUUAACCAUCCAGGAGUUUCUGGCAGCUUUGUUUGCUCGCCACUCCUACUUGCAAAGAAAGGAAAAUGUUUUCCUUGGGUACCUUAAAAGGAUGUCCACAAAAUGGCUCCCCAAGUCCAUGUUCAGUUUCCACAAGACAGCUAUUGAAAAAGCUUUACAGAGUCAGAAUGGCCAAUGGGACCUCUUCCUUCGCUUUCUCCUGGGACUGUCUCUGAAAUCAAACCAAGAACUAAUGGGAAGAAUACUUCCUUAUGUAGCAGAGGCAGAGAGUGAGGGAGAUACAAUAAGAACAAUCAACUUUAUCAAAGAGAAGAUCGAAGAGGAACCAGAGUCAAGGCUGAAUCUGUUUCACUGCCUACAUGAGCUCAAAGAAGAGUCUCUGGUGCAGGAAAUCCAGAGCUUUAUGAGCUCUGGCAGACUUACAACCAAAACGUUGUCUCCAGUUCAGUGGUCUGCCCUCACUUAUGAACUCACAACUUCAGAGUCAACAGAGGAGUUUGAUCUGAAGAAGUACAUCCGAUCAGAAGAUGGUGUGGUGAAGCUGCUGACUGUCAUUACUUCUUCUACAUGUGCUCUGCUUGAUCGCUGCAACCUGACUGAAAAUAGCUGCAAAGUUUUGGCCUCUGCCCUGAACUCAUCAUCUUGUCGCCUGACAGAGCUUGAUCUAAGUGAUAAUAAACUGAAGGAUUCAGGGGUGAUUCUGUUGUCUGUUGGAUUAAAGAGUAAACACUGUAAACUGAAGCACUUAAGGCUGCACAAUUGCAAACUGGUGGGAGAUUGCUGUGAAAUCCUAGGUGAUGCUGUCAGCACAGAGUCAACUCAACUCAAGGACCUGGACCUCAGCGCUAAUAACUUACACCCAGGUGGGUUAAAGGCUCUGUGUGCCGGACUUCGCAAACCCAACUGCAAACUGGAGACUCUGAGGUUGAAUGAAUGCAUGUUAAAUGUCAAAUGUUGUGAAGAUCUGGCUUCCAUUUUAAGCUCGGACUCAUCUCAUCUGAAAAUACUAGACCUGAGUGACAACAGCCUAAAGGAUUCGGGUGUUUCUCUGCUUACCGCUGCACUGAUGAGUCAGCACUGUGACCUGGAAACACUCAGGCUCAGCAGAUGUGACCUUACACUGAAAUGUUGCAGCCACUUUGGCCCAGCUCUCAGCUCUGAGUCUACCCAUGUAAAGGAGCUAGACUUGAGUGGAAACAACCUGCAAGGUCAGGCAGGCAUACAGCUGUUGUGUGAUGGAAUGAGAAGUCCACACUGUAAACUGGAGACGUUAAGGUUAAAUGAGUGCAAGUUGCAGAAGUGCUGUGCUGACCUGGCCUCAGUGCUCAGCUCUGGGACAUCUAACCUGAAAGAACUUGAUCUGAGUGAGAACGAUCUGCUGGACUCAGAGGUUGAUCUACUCUCUGGUGGACUAGCAAAUCCACACUGCAAACUUGAGAUAUUAAGGUUGGCAUUCUGUGGCAUCACAGAGAAAAGCUGUGCUUCUUUGGCUUCAGUGUUCAGCUCCAAUCCGUCUCACCUCAGGCAGCUGGACCUCAGCUACAACUACCUGCAGGACUCUGGAGUCAAACUGAUCUCUGCUUAUCGUGACAACCCACUUUGUAAACUAACAGACCUCAGUGUGGACCCUAAUGGAGAGUGCUACUUAAAAUCAACACUAAAACAGAAUGCAUGUAUGCUGACGCUGAACCCCAACACAUCUGCCAAGUCUCUCUUUCUGCACGAUGGGGGAAAGCAGGUCACAUGGGUCAGGGAGAAACAGCCGUACCCAGAUCACCCUGACAGGUUUGAGAGUGUCUCCCAGGUGCUCUGUCUCCAAGGCCUCACCCAGCGCCACUACUGGGAGGUGGAGUGGCGUGGACGCUGGGUGGAUAUCGCCGUGGCAAUGAGGGGGAUCCGUCGUAGGGCUGGUUCUCACAUGUGUGGUUUUGGCUACACAGACCAGUCUUGGAGUCUGUUCUGCUCUGAGGAUCACUACAGCGCUCAGCACAACCACCAGCGUGUAGAAAUCCCAGCACCCAAGUCUCGCUCCCACAGGGUCGGGGUCUAUCUGGACUAUCCCGGUGGUACCCUGUCCUUCUACAGUGUCUCUGCCGGGACACUCAGUCACCUGCACACAUUCAACAGCACCUUCACCGAGCCACUUUUCCCUGGGUUUGGGAUGGAGGAAGAUGACUGCUCUGUAAUCAUUUGUACAGAGGAGAGUUCACAAGCCAUUUCUUAGUGCACAAGUGCUGAAAAGCUUUGGGUAUUUCAGAAAUAAGGGGUUUUCUGUAACCCAAAAAAGGAUAAAAUCAUUUUACAAAAGCCAAAAUCAGGUUCUUGGCCCAUAAAAGAGAUCAAAUAAACAGAAGUGAACUCAGGCUAUUACAACAUAACUGAAGAACUCAACUGACCUAAUUUACUGUUAGUCAUAAAGUGGAAAAGCACUUGGUAUUCACAGGCAGUCUCCCACCAAAGCACAAACCAGGUCCAAACCUCUGUUAGCUUCUGAAAUCAGGCUUGUUCAGAGUGGUGUGGCUGCAAGCUCUUUUGGGAGUAAUUUUAUAUAUAUAUAUAUCUGACAAUUACAUCCUUACUUUUUCUCAUGGGGACUGUGUAACCAAGUGUUUGAGUACAUGUAAAUGUAUGUAAGCAAGUUUUUUUUUUUUUUUCCUCAGGUGGGGGGAUUCAUUUACUGCUAAUUAUAAACUGGAAAUAUUACAGUUUUCCCAGGCAGGAUCCCUUCCAGUUUCCAAACAGACCCAACCAUCAAUCAGAUGAAACCAGACAUGUGGAGGUUUGUCAAUCUGUAAAAACCUCUAAGGGUCAUUUGGACGUUAUUCAUACAUUUGCCAAUUAUUUCAGUGCCUUUUCUCAUUUGGCACAAGGCUGCAUGCCUUUAAGGACAACUGAAAAUAUGUAUUAAAGCAAGUAAAUCUCACAAAAAAUCUAAUUUACUGUUAAACAACAAGUUUACAGCUUACAGAAAAUGUGGAAAAUGUGGAUAACAGAAACACUUACUAUUGAAUAUCUGUCAAUAAUUAGUCUUAAGUUUCCAAAAACAAACACUAAUUCAGCAAAAUGGAACAUCCUAAACCCAAAUCUAACAAUUACAAAGCAAUAAAAGGAAAUCUAAUCCUGAUAAGCAACUGCGCCCUGGGGCCCAUCUUGUACUCAAAGAUGGCAGCAACAUGGAGCCCACAGCACCAGUAACAGAAACAAGAAUUACACAGUUUGUAAUGUUACAUUGACUAAACUGUAAUGUUGAAGAACUAUGUGUCACCAUUUGUGUUAUAUAUUUGUGCAUUAUGAGAAGUAUGUGUCAAAUUACAAGAAAAACUAAGACAACAAAAAUGUAAUAAAUGUAAUAAAAACACAUAAAAAAUGCAUGUUACACAGGUGGUACAAGU